Molecule: messenger RNA, 15161 nt
Organism: Anopheles coustani
Lineage: Eukaryota; Metazoa; Arthropoda; Insecta; Diptera; Culicidae
Gene: puf
Product: ubiquitin carboxyl-terminal hydrolase puf
Exons: 17
Coding region: 470-14743 (4757 amino acids)
Biological process (GO): protein deubiquitination
Cellular component (GO): nucleus; cytosol
Molecular function (GO): cysteine-type endopeptidase activity; cysteine-type deubiquitinase activity
Source: RefSeq, a predicted model, not a curated record
AGAGUGGGUGAUGUUUUUUCCGGUGCAUUUGUGAAUGAAACAUCGGUUUCGCCUCGCUUUGGUACGGUCGAGGUGUUCGUGAUUGUUGGAACCUGGCUUGUGAAGCUUGCGAAAAACACCAACUGUCGCCGUGCAAAAUCUGCUGCACAAAAACGGCCGACGUUGGUGAACGGCAACAACGACGAAGGCGACGGCAGGCAGGAGCAACGAAGAAGGCAACGACGACGACGACGAUUGCAAGAGUUUGACAGCAAAUGACAGCAAAUAGGGAAGAAAGAAAGUGGUGAAAGAUUUACUUCUAGUGUGUAGUUGGUGAAGAAAACAUUUCAUAUUUCAUUGCAAAUUUGCGAGCAAUCGUGGUAGAAGGCAAGCGCUAAAACAAUAAGUUCGCUCGAAUGGUGGCGGCGGACGAGAGCUCGGGAAACACUAGAAACACGCCUCCAUUCGGAGAACAGAAGUGGAAGGAAAAAUGUGCGAUGUUUGCUCCGGUUUUCUGAAUCUUCUCGUUUCGUAUGAGUCGCGAUUCAACGGUGGCAAUGACGCCGACCAGCCGGUGUUCUUGCAGAAGCGGGAGAUUGAAAUUGUGCUGAACUACAUCCAGACUUGGCCCAAUAGGCAGUGCAUGUGCUGCUAUCGAGAUGUAAAGAAUUUCGACCGCUUCAACUUGGUCGUUCAAGGCAUCGUUUAUUUUACCGUUUACCAGUUGAAGAACAUUCGCAAAUUAUUGGCACAGAAUCUACUGCAGGCCUCACCAGGUUCGGGAGGGGCUGGACAGGGCACAGCCUCCCACGAGACACCGACCCCGGUGUCUACGCCUGGCAAUACUAAAGGGCAUGAGGAGGGAUCUGCUGUGAAGUCAACGGAAAGUAAAGAGAUUCGUAGUGACAAAAACCCGUCAGAAGUGAGAGACGACCAUCCGAAGGACGCAGAGAGUAGCCGGGAGGAGAAGAAUGAUGGCUCCGCGAGCCGGCCGACGUCGAAGAAGGGCAAAGAGGGUCCGGAGGGUGACAAGCAACCAGCUACUGUCAGCGGCAAUCAACCGUCUUUCGAUGGAGACGUUUGGACGCUGCUCGAUGUUGAAAAGUUGCUGAUACUAGUAUCGAAGGUGUUCCUGCUGAACUUUCCACUGUACGUAGCGUACAAGCAUGGGGUACACGCGCGCAUGGAUGAGGUGUCUCCACAAGAGGUACAAUCGUUGAGUCUGUUCUGCGAUCUGCACGACAGUGAAAUUCCGGCCUUCCUGCUGCGCAACGUGUCGUUGUUCUGCAACUACGCCGGGUUCGAGGCGAUGAUGCAGUGCUUCGAUCAGCCCGGAUUGCCCGUGUCGACAGCGCACGCCAUCACGGCCACCAGCUCGAAUAUAAAGCUGUGGAUAAAUUAUCGCUCGAUUGUGCAGCUAUUUAUUCCGCUGCGAGUAAAAGUGCUGCAGUACAUGUGCCGACUGUCCGAUCAAGAUCUGCGUUCGCCGGCAACCAAGUCGAUGGCCGACUUCAUGUGGACCGCCAUCAAAGACCCGCUGGACUCGCAAAUCACCUUCGACACGGAGGGGCUUGCGCUGGCCUUCAAGUACUUCACUUCGUCCACGCUCACGAUGCGACUGGCCGGGAUGGCGCAGAUCAACGCACACAUCAAUAUGUUCAACGACAUCUGCACGUCGGAGACAAUGUCCGAAGUGGAGGCGGUCGGACUGAAGCUGGCCAGCUGGCUGUCGGAAAAUCAGAUCAUUUCGCACCUGUUCGGACCGAACCUGCACGUGGAGGUGAUCAAGCAAUCGCACAUCGUGCUCAACUUCCUGGCCGUCGAGAACCAGAUCACGGAAGAACACAUCACGCUCAUGUGGCAGGCAGCUCAGCUGAAGCACUGCUCGAAGACGAUCUACGAUAUUCUGCCCUCGUUGGUGAAAAACCUUGCACCCAAGCCGGCCACACACCUGUACUCGCUGCUUUGCCGGCUCGACCCGCGGGAGCACACCGAACAGAGCAUCUACAUCGCGUCGGCCCUAACGAAGUUAAUAUGGAUGCGGGACUGCUCGCGACAGACGCUGUUCGAUAUGAGCAAAGCGGCCGGAGCCACCAUCAACGAAAUUGCAACCGGUCGCGGGAACGACUACAACGAGCUACCAUCCAGCUCGGAGAACAGCGUCAGUGUCGAUGGGAGUAACAGUGAGGACGAGCACCCGGAGGAUGACAGCUCGGACGGUGAAGGACCGUCGGCAAUGGCAUCGGGUGUGGCGGGCUGCCGUAAGCCGCCGUCUGCCGGUGGAGCGCUGGGUCAGAUGGGUCCGGAACGUCGUGGUGGAGGAGAAUCCGACACUGGGGCACCGCCAUGUAAGCAGGCGCGGCAUAAAAAUUGUUGUGAUGAAACUACCGAUGACAGUAUCAAAGUAGAGCCGGAUAUCUUCAAUGUGCAUCAGCGAAUGAAAGAUAAAAUAAGGAUCCCGUUGAUCACGCAUUCCAUGGCGGCCUUUAACGAAGAUGGCACCAGCAGCGACGAUUGCAUCGACGUGGACGAAUCGUUCAUGAUGCGCAAGAAGUUGCGUAAAAAGCGGCGUAAGAUCAGUGGCCUGACGCGUAAGGAACUGCAGGAGCUGCAGGAAAGCGUGUCCGAUGUCGAGGACAGCGAUUUGCUGGCCGCCAUGAUGCCGGAUAGCGAUUGCAGCGAUAACAACCUGCAGACGUCCGUAUUGCGCCAUCUUCAGCAGCAGCAUGCCGGUGUUGUGUCGGGUUCGCUCGGCCCGGGGGUGCUCGGUGCGGACCCCCUAGCAGGAGUGCGGGGUCCAAACAGUCUCGGGGGAGUUCCUAGUGGGCCAAUGAACGACGAUAUGUCCAGCUUCAUGGGUGCGAUGGGCGAGGGUCAUUUGAUCAACUUCCUUAACGCGGCCGCGGCGGCCGACAACGAAAACAGCUGCUCGUCACCGCUGAGCAACAAGUCGGAGAAGAAUUUGGCCGAUUUCGACGAUGAACCGUCGCCGUGUGAGGAAGAGUUGGCGGAGCUGGCGGCCAGGGGCGUUUCGUUGCAUCAAUCGUUUCCGAUCCCUCGGCCUCGGUCGAUAGGGACCGUCCCGGGACCGUCAUCGAUGCGGGCGGGAGCUGCUCCUGGGAUGGGCAUGAUGAAGCAUUCCCCGCAUCAGCAUCAUCAUCAUCACCAUCAUUCGGGCGGGUUGCAUAGGAUCGGUGCUGGGCCAAACAAUGGCGGUGGCGGGGGCAAAAUGAGUAAGGGUCCUUCGACGAAAACGAAAGAUAUCCUACAGGCCACGGCCGCUGUCGCCGCCUCCGCUGGGCCAGUGGGAUCGUCACUGGUCGGAGCAGCUUAUCGUUUUUCCGACGUGUGUCAACCGGGAAAUACGUUGCUGUGGGAUCUGCUGCAGGAUGAUAAAAUUGGACAACUGGGUGAAACGAUAGCGCUCGAGGCAGAAAAGGUGCUCGGUACAUUGCUGUGCUACCACACGGACAAAAACAUACGCACGCGGUUCAUCGAAGGCUGCCUGCAGAACCUUGCCGAAAACCGAAGCAUUGUUACGAGCCUGAAACUGCUGCCCAAGCUGUUUGCCUCGUUCCAGCAAUUUCGCGACGUUACCACCCAUCAGGUGGUCCUGUGGUCCGAGCGACAGCACGAGAUGAUGUUCCAUUUCUUCAACAAUCUCAAGCACUACUCAUCCCGGGUGCGUAGCGGAAACGCUCCACCGCUGUAUUCGCACGUGACACAGAUCCAAGUGCGGCUACAGUUUCUAACGUCGGUGUUCAGUGACGUCGGAUCGCCGCGCAGCUUCCGUUUGACGCUGAACCAGGUGGGCGCCCUCUGGGAUUGUCUUGCCAACGAUCCGGAGUGUAGCGAUUGCCUGUUCUCGUGGCUGCAGGCGCAGGUGAAGGGAGGCGAUACGCAUGCUCUCGGCGUGAACGCCAUCCAGCAUCUGUACCUCAAACGGCUGCCAGAGCUCAAACCGGAAGGAAUCUCGACCGUUGCUCUCGGACUGUUCCAGCAACUGUUCACCCUCGGCCGUGGCGAGAUGUUCUACCAUCCGGUGGAAGGUGUAAACCACCAGAUGGAUACGGUCGCGAUCGAGCAGCUGUGGAAGAUUGCACUUCGGGCAACGAACACGGACGUGUCGCUGUCCGCAAUUCAGUACAUCAACACGUACUACAUGGAGCAGCAGCUACGCUACGAGCAUCAGUUUGUGGCGCAGUGCAUGAACCACCUGUCGCAGGCGGUGGAGGAGUUGAAUCAACCACAUGCCGACGGGCCGGCCACCGAGUACGCGCUGAUGUGUGUCCAGCGUGCACUAAUGCUGCUCAAUACACAUCUCGAUACGUUCCGACGUCGGUACGCGUAUCACCUGCGCCGGUGGGCACUGGAAGGGACGGAUAUCGGUGCCCACAGUGCACUGCGCACGGAAGGUCCGGGUCCGCCAAUAAGGAUCGUACUGCAACCGGCCGGUGUACCGGACAAAUCGUUCCUAAGCAUGCACGCCAGCGAUCUCGUGGCCGAUCUGAAAGCCGAAAUAGCCAAGUGGUGGGAAACGUACCAAGGUGGAGCAACGCAGCAACAAACGGGGAAGGAAAUGAAUGUGGCGGCCAACAAUGGCGAAACGACGAACCCCUCGGCAACGGCCGGCGAAAGCCCUGCACCCGUACUAGGACUGCUGCUCAACGAUGGUCCACUGCGUAUCAUCACCCAGGGUCAGGAAAUAACGUCCGAUUACGAUGAGCGAAGCCUGGCGGAUGUGGGUUUUAAGGACAACCAAAUGGUGUACGUGUCACUCGGCGGUCGCAGCAUGCGACGUCGUGAGCAGGCGGAGAAUCCAUCGAUGCAACCACCACCACCGAAAGAUUGGCUUCCGACGUUGCUGCUUCUGAAGCCACCGUACUUCGAGCAGCUGUUCCGACUGAUGCAAACGCUGGGCGAUAUGAAGAUUAGCACCAUCGGAGAGCGCUGCCAGCCGAACACGAAGGCCCAGCUGCUGUCCCGGCGCGUCUGGGACAUACUGGCAAUGCUGCCGACGUGUCCUUCAUUUCUGAACACGCUGAAAAAUCUCACUUUCAAAGAGCCUGAAAAGGCUUCAAAGCAACAAGAUGAAAGUGCGGCCAAAAAAGCUAUCCAAGAAGGUGAACCAUCGCCAAUGGUGGAGCCGAUGGAUGAAACAUCGUCCACGACGGCCGACUCUUCUUCGCCGCUUGGUGGAUGCUACACGCUCGAGGAAAUUCUUGAUCCACGUAAUCUCCAAAAGUUCAUGUACGCCCUUCACAUUGUGGAGAGUCUUUGCAAAUCAAAGUUUGUCGGAAACUGCUGUGGCACCACCGGCGGUGGUGGUGCACCGGGAGGUGUUGCAGGUGUGAAACCGCCCGGUGCAGGAGGGUUCGUUAGCGAUGGUGGUGGCCAUGGGCGUAUCAGCAUGGCAGGCCCAAGUACUAGCUCGAAGAUUCUUUCGGUAAAGAAUCAAUUGAAGCUGAAAAUUUCCAGCUCCAAAUCGUUGAAGAUGCAAAAUCAAAGCCACAUCUCCGCCGCUAGCAGGCAGGUAGGCUCUACUUCUGCGAUAUUACAAGAAGUGUCACCAGGAGGGGGCACCGGUGCUAGCAGCGGGUCUUCACCGAAGGGCAAACGAAUCGAAUUUACUGCGCCGUGUGGACCGGGAGUAUUGAAACCGACCCCACUCCUUCUCGACGACGAUCGUGUUGUUGAAUCGGGAAAAGGUGGAACGGCAAACAAGGAGAACAAACCCACCACCACCACAGAAGAGGGUACGACGAAGGGCGAGAAUGAGCGAGCCACCGAAGCGACUAAUGAGUCUUCAACUGCAGCAAAUAUUGGUUCGAUGGAAACUACAUCCCUUAAGCAACAAGAAACACAGGCAGUUAGCGAAGACGGUGGCAAGAAGCCCGACCUAAAUCGAGACCUGUUGGCCAUUGCUAGUAGUGAUCUUCCUCAGCCCAACGACACCGCACCGAAGAUGGUCGAAUGGAGUGAUGAAUUUAUCCGCUGCGGAGGUCUGGCACACCUCUAUCGGAUCUUCCUCUCGGGGGUGCUGCAAAAGUCUGCCGACGGGUCGGACAAGCACGUGCUCAACGAGUGGCGUCACGAUUGUCUUGCUUCGAUGCUGCGCAUAUUCUGCCUGCUGGGAAUGGACGAGCUGAAGGCUGAGGCGGAAGGAACUGCUAUAAUGAUUCCACCCUUGAACCGUGAAACGCUUGCACUGUUGGAACCACGGCCUACGCUCGAGCGCCUGGCAUCGAUUCUGAACGAGGAAUCGCUGCCGCUCAAUCCGAACCUGUUCAAAACGGGUCUGUUCGGCCGCCCGCAGGUCAUCCAUUACGCGAUGAAUCUACUCGUCUGCUAUGCCCACUCGUGCCGCGAGGUACGUCGAAUGCUGUGGACCAUCGAGGCUAACGGGCACUGGCUGCAGCGGUUGAUUCUGGACGAUCCGGAACCGGCCGUGCGGAGGGAAGCGUGUGCCGCGCUUUAUCGGCUGUGUUUAGGUAACGCUCAGACAUACUACGAGCUGAUGGCACCGUUGCUGUCGAAGUUGGUAGCCCUAUUGCCAUUGGCGGAGAACAUGAAACCGCAGGCCUUGGGUGGAGGAGCUGGUGGAGCCGUUGGUGGUAUCGGUGUAGCUGGUGGUAUUUACGGUGCGCUGCUUGCCGCCGGCGAUGAAGGAAAGGAACCGUACGGUCCAGCUUGUAGGGAUUACUUCUGGCUCCUGUGCCGCCUGGUGGAUGCACUCUCGCCAGAACUGUUACGAGGUGGUAGUGGUGGUGGUGGUAAUGGUUCGGUCGAUUCGGACCUAGCGACACAGCCGAGAGAUACCAUUGGCUUGGAUGCGAUGUGUCAGCAGGUGGCUAGAAGCAUUCUAGAGCGUGACUAUCUUGAGAGUCGCCACGGCAGUCCGGACGAUGGGCUGUUCGGGUUGCUGAAUCUGAUGGCAAACUUGCUGAAGUUCGACCCACCGUUCAAGUACAGCACGCCCGGUCAGGAUUUUAUGGUCAGUGUGUUCUGCUGCCUGUUCGAGCUCCCGUCGCCGGAGGAUCGCGAGAAGCCAAAGUGCAAGAGCCACGGUGCCCGGGCGGCCGCGUACGAUCUUCUGGUGGAGAUGUGCCGUAAUGCACCGGAAAACUAUCUUCUGCUGCAUGGCAAGUUGAUGCAGCAGCAUCGUGCCGGGCCGCAUUCGCCCUACCCGUGGGACUACUGGCCGCAGGAUGAGGGCCGCUCCGAGUGUGGGUACGUCGGGUUGACCAACCUCGGCGCGACCUGCUAUAUGGCGUCCUGCAUACAGCAUCUGUUCAUGACGCCCCAGACGCGCGAUGCCAUCCUGUCCAUCUCGACCGAUGCGCCUCAGAAGCACAAGGCCACCCUAUGCGAACUGCAGCGCAUGUUCGCCUACCUAAUGGAGUCGGAGCGGAAGGCGUACUGCCCGCGAUCGUUUUGUCGAGUGUAUCAGAUGGACCACCAGCCGCUGAACACGGGCGAGCAGAAGGAUAUGGCCGAGUUCUUCAUCGACCUGGUGUCGAAGUUGGAGGAGAUGACGCCCGAUCUGAAGGCCCUAGUGAAACGAAUCUUCUGCGGUGUCAUCAGCAAUAAUGUUGUGUCCUUAGAUUGCGGACACGUGAGCAGAACGUUGGAGGAGUUUUACACCGUACGGUGUCAGGUGGCGGAUAUGCGUAACCUGCACGAAUCGCUCGACGAGGUCACGGUCAAGGAUACGCUCGAGGGUGACAAUAUGUACACGUGCUCGCAGUGCGGCAAGAAGGUGCGGGCGGAGAAGCGCGCCUGCUUCAAGAAGCUGCCCCAGAUCCUGUGCUUCAACACGAUGCGCUACACGUUCAACAUGGUCACGAUGCUGAAGGAAAAGGUGAACACCCAUUUUUCCUUCCCGAUGCGCCUCGAUAUGUCCGGCUACGUGGAGAAAACGCUGAUGCCCCACCACUAUCAGGAGGAAAAGCGCAAAUCGCAGAUGCGACGGUCGCACUCACGCAACGUCAGCGAAUCGUCAACAUCGGAGAUUGGUGGUGGAGGAGCAGGAAUUGGAAGCACUACUCUGCCCGGGCCAUCGGCGAUGUCCGGUGGAGGGGGGAACGAUGACAGUAGUAGCAGCAGUAGCAGCAGCAGCAGCACUAGCAAUUGUAGCAACGGCAGUACAAGUACUGGCACCGUCAGCACAAGCAGUGACGCAAAUGGAAAGGACCGCAACAAAGGUUCUACGCCGGCAGGGAAUGUGAAGGCUACCGAUGGUGAAGAUGUCGAAAUGAAGUCGGCUGAUGUUACAACGAAGGUAGUGGACGAUGACAAAAACAUCAACCCUAGCAGCAGCAAAACAAACGAAACAGCCGUUACCAAUGGCAACACGAGCGACAGCAGCAGCGGUGAUCUGCAAAAACAGCAGCAAACGAUGGACGAAGAAGAGUCGGAGGAUUUCAACGAGAACUACGAGUACGAUCUAGUUGGCGUGACGGUACAUACAGGCAACGCCGACGGUGGGCACUACUACAGUUUCAUCAAGGAGCGCAACGAAGACGGCGAUCCGAACCACCAAGAGAGAUGGUUUCUGUUUAACGACGCCGAAGUGAAACUGUUCGACCCGUCACAAAUUGCUGCCGAAUGUUUCGGUGGAGAAAUGACGAGUAAAACAUACGACUCAGUGACGGAAAAGUAUUUGGAUUUCAGUUUCGAAAAAACCAACUCCGCUUACAUGCUCUUCUACGAAUGGCGCUCCAACAAGGGAAAGAACGUGCAGCGCGAUCAGGUCGAUCAACAGAUGGCUUCCACCUCGACUGACAGACAACAGAUAGGAACCGCGGCGAACCGGAAUAGCAGCACCGGUAGUAACUGUUAUGCCUCUGGUAACUUUCCGGCCGAACCAAAGCGAUCGAGCUCACCGUUGCUAUUUGGCAACACAGUACCGGUCAGAACCGGUGUGCCACUACCCGGAACAUCUUCCUCUACUUCGAAGAAAGUGACUUCGAAGAAGUGUGAAUCCGUGUCCACUGAACCAUCGGGCUCUGUUCGCUCUGAAGGCGCAGCACGUGGUGCUGCCAUAAAGUCGGAUUCAGAUAAAAUCACAUCAACAAAAUUGCCGGCGUCGGUCUCGUCUUCGGGAGGGCCAACCCACAACGCUGCUCAAACCCCGCCUGCUAGCACCACUGCGACAAAGUCAGAUAGCAAUGCAUCUUCAUCCGUACCGUCGGUGCAGAGUACUGCUUCUACUUCUUCGUCUUUAUCACCAGCAACGAAUUCGGGGCAAGAUGGGGAUCUGGGUGAGGUAACGAAAGCGUUGAAGUUGGCACAUGAAGUGAUGCCAGCUGCUGCAGCGACGACGGAGUCAAAUGAGAUGAAGCUGAAGAAAGCAAAUAAUGAACGUGAUCAAGAGACUGAACAAUUCAUCCAACAACUACCUAGUGAAGUAGCUAAACAAAGUAAUCAUCUAAGUAAAUGUGAUAUAGAUAUUAAGAAAGAAGGUAUCGCUAGGCCAACACCACAACCUUCAUUGCCACUACCACCACCACCGUCGCCAUCGGCUUCAUCAUCACAGAGCCAGGGGGGACCGACGCGAGCUGUUAGUCCGACGACGUCAACGAUAGCCUCUUCGUCGAGUACUGCGGUGUCACUGUCGCCGUCGGCCUCUACGACAUCAACAGCAUCGGCUACGUCGACCGGAGUGACGUCCGUCAUUCCUUCGUCGGCAGCAGCAGCCUCGGCGGCUAUAGGAAAAACGUCGAUAGUCGCCAACGCCGCUCACAUGCAUCCGAUCAUGGUACCCAAGGUGGGAACUGCAACGACAUCCACCACUUCAACGUCCUCGACAUCCUGCCUGGUACCGCUCGGUGGCUCCACUGGGGUACUCGGUUUCCAGCCGACGGCCUCAUCCUCGGUAUCGCCCGUCGGCACAGGAGUCAGUGCCGCCGCCGCCAUGUUGCACGGUGUGGUCUCGUCAGAACCGUCCCCAUCAUCGUACUCGUCGAUAUCGUCGCUGUCCGCAUUGACGGCAACCGUAGGAGGAAACAUCGGCCUCCCUAUGGCAGCCGUCGUCGGACAAGCGACCGGAGUUCCGGGACCGUCGUUGCACAACUCACCCCACGUUGUGCUGCAAUCAUCGUCCUCCUCUUCGCCCGGUUGUUCGAGCUCAGGCUCAAGCGGUGCCACCUCGGUUACCGGAGGUAGCGGGCUAGUGAUGGUGAACCGGAUCAGCACAUCGAACAAACGGCUCCGACUUCGGCCCCUGUCAAAGGAGCUGGAGGAGUGGAUAUGGCAGGACAAUAGACAUUUUCUGCAAGAUCGCAACAUUUUUGAACAUACCUAUUUCAACUUUAUGUGGCAGAUCUGUGGUCAUAUACCGCAAAGCCUACUGGCGCUACCGGACAUUACGUGUAUCGCAGCCCAAUUAUCCGUGUCUUUCUUUAUUGAAACAUUUAUUCACGCGAAAGAAAAGCCCACGAUGGUGCUCUGGGUGGAGCUGCUAACGAAACAGUUCAACGCCAGCCAGGAAGCCUGCGAAUGGUUCCUUAGUCACAUGUCGGCCGAGCCGUGGUGGCCCGUCCAGGUGCUGAUCCAAUGCCCGAACCAGAUGGUUCGUCAAAUGUUCCAGCGGCUUGUCAUUCACGUGAUACAGCGCUUGAGACAAAGCCACUGCGCUCUCUAUCUGAAGGCGGAAACGGACGUCGAUGGGAAUGAAAUCAUCGGAAAUGUGUCGUGCGUGACGCGCUUCAUCAAGUCUCUCAUCAUGCUAAUGGAGCAUGGAGCAAAGGCCCAUUCGCGCCAUUUGUCAGAGUUUUUCGGGCUGUUGUACGAGUUUUCGCGGAUGGGUGAAGAGGAAGCACUGUUCCUUCUACGCAUUAACGUCAUCCGGAGCGUGGCCGAUUUCUAUCUCGGGCACAAGGGCCAGGAAUGUAUUGAUGCCAGUUCAGAUAAUGACGAAAACUCAUCGGAUGAGACGCUCACGGUGGAUAAAUCGCGACCAGCAUCGCUGGACAAAAUGAUUGCCCUGGUGGCUUCGUUGGUGGAACGCUCGCGCGGGCCCGAUCUCCGGCUGCAUCUUUCCGCUCGCGACUAUAAUGCAAUCGCGGGCGGCAAGGGAUUCCCCUUCCUGUACCAGCAGAUCAAGGACAACAUUAACCCGCACCAGACGCGUCAUCUCAUCCACGCCCUGUGCCGGUGUGAUGAGCGGCUCGCCAGCCAGAUCAUCACGAUGCUGUUCACGGCCGUCACAAAGCACACGGAACUGUGUGGUCCGUUCUUCAAGCUGCUCACACUGCUCACCGAAUCUUCCGGCGGUCCGUCCGGUUUGCCGUGCUUUUCACAGUUGGUGCUACAACGCGUUUGGGAUGCGGCCGAGUACUGCCCCCAGUCUGCCCUGGAUUGGCUGGCGGUGCAAGCGCCUCGCAACAAGAUCGCCCAUAACUGGAUCCUGCAGUCGGCCGAAAGCUGGGUGGAAACGUUUCUGCUCGCACAUACCAACGCCCGGGUGCGCAAUGCUGCCGCCUACCUGCUGGUGUCCCUAGUGCCUUCGCAAAGCUUCCGCAACAACUACCGAGCGACGUCGCACCACAAGCUGUCGAUGCACGUGUUUCAGCAUCGGGAAAUCUCAUGCGAAGCGCAGCUGAUUUUGCACACCAUCCUCAAUCUGCUGCUGCUGCUGUUGCGGUCGGCACGCAACUAUACCGAGUACAACGUACACGGCACAACCAAGCUGACGGCGUACUUUAACCUGCUCACAUACUGUUUAGUGUCGAAGACGGAGAAAUUAAUGGUUGGACCACAUCUGCGGUCGUUAUGGGAGCUGUUUCACCCGAGGCUAUCAGAGCCGGCUGUACCGGCGCAUCACAACAAGCAGGCAUUGCUCGCAUUCUGGUAUCAGGCCACCUUAGAUUGUCCAGAAAAUGCGAUUCUCGUGGCAAACUGUCCAGAUAUAACGCGUAACAUCGCGUUUAAUUACAUACUAGCCGAUCAUGACGACACGGAAAUAGUGACGUACAAUCGCGCAAUGUUGCCGGUGUACUACGGCUUGUUGCGAAUGUGCUGUCAGCAGAGUCGUCUUCUGACUCGUCAGCUGGCGGCCCACCAGAACCUACAGUGGGCGUUUAAGAACAUAACGCCGCAUCCGACGCAGUAUCCUCUAGCCGUAGACGAACUGUUCCGCCUGAUGACACUGUUCGCCCAGCGACACCCGGACGCGAACGAGGUCGAGCAGCGGGACGUAACGAUCUUCCGCCGCACGACCCUCACCGCCUACUUGAAUGGGUUGGAUGCGCGCGUUUCCUGGGGUACGUUGAUCGCUGCACUGCGCAUUCUGGUCGAAAACGACGACGAUCGGCUGUUUGUGGUGCUGAACGGUGGCAUUACGCUCUGCUUCGAUGCACUGCACACGCUUCACUCGAUGUACCACGAGGCGACCGCUUGCCAUGUGUUCGGCGACCUGCAGGAGCUGCUGACGGAGGUGAUCUUGCUGAUAAGCACGCUGCGUGUUAGUUGCCGCGAGCAGAAGAAACGACCUCCGCCACCGCUGAUGAAGGGUCUGCCCGAUGCCGUACGUCGGUUGGCCACGCUGUUGAACACGUUCAACCCGCCCGAGAUGCGCAAUCUGGCACUGGAGGUGCUCAAGGAGUUGGUCAAGUGUGCCACCCCGGACAUCAUCUCGACCGUGCUCGUUCCGCUGCUAACGAACUGCCAUGCACCGAGCGUGCACCAUCUAACCCACCACCAGCCGAAUAGUAUGGGAGCGACCGGCACCGGCGGUUCCGUGGCACUAUCGGCAUCAGGAGCAACGACAGCAGCUGCAGCAGCGGCGGCGGCAGCGACUGCCGUUAACGCUGCAACGGCUGCCACCAUUGGUCCGUUAGGAUCCUACUUCCCUCGACGCGGCGUAAAGGCGGCCUGGCCACCGGUUUCGAAAAAUACACCUCGCCCACCGAGACCGAUGGUUCAGAUGAACAUUCCACAGUCUCAGAUCUGUGAGAAGGGUCUCGAUAAGGACUUUGACCUGGCGCUGGAACUAUUCUAUCGACCGUACCACGAGUUUCUCGACAUCAUGUUCCGGGUGGCGGUAACCGCGAAUCAUUUCACCGAACCGAUGGUCCACUUGUCGCUACUGGCCGGCAUUGAAGCGGUUGUGUUACACUUUAACAUUUUCCCCAAGUUUUGGGUUGGCAUCUACAACAACAAGACGACGCAUAGGUACUCGGAGAUGCUGAUUAAGAAUCCCCUGCUCAUCGAUUACAUCGACAACAUACUGAGAGAUGAAAGACUAUCGCUAAACGACCCAAUCAUAGCAAAUUUUAUCGAAAUCUACUACCCAAAGAUAAAAUCUCGCCUGGUUGUACCACGUCUGCUCGAGUCCAUCUGUCAACUGCUGCCGGACAAGGGCAACCUGGAGGACAUUUGCGGCGAUCUGCAGGCGAUCCGCAUUAUCGGGCAACGCACGGGAAUCCCCAGGAGCGUGAAGGGAGCCCUGCAAAACUCGCUGCAUGCCGUGCUGACGAAGUUUAAGGAUGAAAUCUACAGCGACGAAGAAACGCCACCGAAAAAACGUAAAGUGACCGUGCCACACAUAACGAUACAUCCGGUUGUCCGCUCGCCAAUGACUUCGUCAUCGGGUGGCACGCCGACUGAAGUUGGUGCUCCAGCGGCGGCUUACAAUGCAGGAACCGCAGUGUCGUCGGGCGCUGGUGGAAAGUCUUCCCGAGGUAAAGAAACGCUUCCGUCGAUAGAAAUCACCGUACAGAGUAAACCACAACCGGGCGGAUCAUGUUCCACCGCCGACGUAAUGAUGAAACCUCCGUCCACUGUCGGGACCGCAGCGACGACUGCUGCUUCGCUUAUUACCACUCGUCGGGAUGCUGCAAUAUCCUGCGAGACAACGACGACGUGCACGACCAUGACGUCGUCGACAGCAGUGACAACUAGUACGGUGGCAGCCUCUACAACGGUGGUUAUGUCUCAAGAGGGAGCAGAAAAACACUCCCGUUAUGGAGACGACGUUAGUAAGGCAAAUCCAGUGUCGUCGGAAGAGAUAAAAGAGUCGCUUAAAAAGCAAGAUCCGGUGUCUAACGAGGGCGUCGCGGGGUCAACAAAUAGUUGCAGCGGAAGUGGAAGCAGUAGCAGUUCCAAGGAGUCUCCUGCAGGAGAAGAAACCAUAGGUCCGAUGGCACCGUCGGCCAGCGGUAGCGGUGAGCCGCCGCAGAAUCAGCAACAGCAUCAGAAGCAGCAGGAACAGUACCUGCGCAAUCUGGUGAAAGAUAUCGAGAGCCAUAUUGAGCUUAUAUUUGAGUGCUUGGACGACGACGACGAUGAGGAGGAUAAAAAAGACAGUGGCGAUAAGAGUGGCGAUCGUCGGUCGGAGGACAACAGCAAACCAUCAGUCGUUAGUUCAAAGCAGGAGCAGGAGCAUUCUUUGGGCAGCAAGUCAAAGUCCAUGGCCGCUCCUGCGGUGGAUCCAACCACACCACGAAUAGACGACGAUAAUGUCGAAGGUAAGCAAACGACGACGGACGGCACACACGCAACCGACGCGACCGUUCGACCAAAAAUGCCACAGCACCUAGAGCCCGACGCUAGGCAAUGUCCAAGCCCAAGCAAGAUUAAGAAGAAGCUUGGUGAUGGUGGUGAGACGGAACCACCGGCACCACCAUCGAAAGUUACUACCAACAACGUGGUCGAAGGACCAGGCAAAGGAACCGCCAUCGAGUGUAGUGAACCACCGGUUGCAGAGGAAAGGCCAACUUCCGAACCGGCAGCGCGCAAUAAAAUCGAAGGGGAAACGUAAAUGCGCGUACGAUGACUGUUCACUGCAAUGUGAGAGAAUUGCUGUGUUGCUCUUAGUAACCAUGCAUGGUUACCACCGAUUGCUGAGCAAACCGGGAGUGAAACGAUCACCAGGGAAUAGUGAGUGAGUGAGUGGGUUUGAAAGAGUGAACCGGACCGACUUACUGUAUCUAAAUAUAACAAAAUGUCGUUUUAAGGAUACUACUUAAUAUGGAGAUGAUUUGCACGCUUCGGACGAAUAAUAUGCGCACGUAUUUGGUUGAAUUUCGGGCUGGUGUUACGGUGCAGUUGGUUUUUGAACGGAUAUUUAUGUAUCCCCAGAUUAUGGUAGACCCGGUAUAUGGGUACGGAGCGAUGGUUAUCGAUCCGGAAUUCCGUGUAGUAUUCACAGGGAAGAAUCGUGCAAAAUCGUCACCAAA